CUCCGUAGUGUCGCGACAAGUGCUCAACUGUGAUAAAGUGCAACCAGGUGACAUAUCUUCCGUUGUGUCAGAUUCUGUAUUGUUUUGGAAGAUUUCCUUCGAAAGGAGUGCGUGAUCUUCGUGAAGAAAGUUUUCCGUAAUAUUCCGCUUCGUCGAGAGAACACAGAUUUCGGAAUAGGUUUUAUAUAAAAUCUCACAUUUCUCAGUAUUGAAUUAGAACUCUUUGAUAAUUAAUAUACUUAUAUUGCUUGUUCUGCGUUGUAACAACUGAGGCAACGAACCUUCUAUGGUUCAAGUAAACAAGAACAUUUUCCCAGUUAUUUUCAAUUACUUAUCUGAGAAUGGGUCAGGGCCAAGUAGAGCACCGAAAAUUGACAAUAGAACCAAAAUUAAAAAAUAUAUAACUCUAUAAGGGCACCUCACGGUUAUAAUGAAUUACUUACAUCAGUUAAAUUUACGUUUAAAUAUACAAGAUCACAAAGAGAGUGACUUGAAACAAAUUCUCUGUAUGCUCCAAACAGUGUGUGAGUUAAAUAUGACGAUCGAAGUGGAGAGAGUUGUGAAAAACGGAAGUGCAUUGCAAAGUGGGAAAUCUUGAGUAAGACCUACUUCAGUGAGGCAAACACAGCCUCAAAAAUGUAAACUUUAAAAGCGAUAUAACGAAAUCGAUCAACAGUGCCGAAUUAAAAAAACAAAGAAACGAAGACAGUGCUGAAGUAGCACAUAGCAGUGUGACUUUCAGAAGUGGACAGCUCUGAAACCGAGCAACUUGCGGGGUGAACAAUUUCAGAAAAGAGGCCUACUGAAGGGGUUUAUAAGGAACGGGUUUACCAGAAACUGUGUGUAAGGCUCAUAUCUUCCCAAUAUGGCACUACUGAAUCAACUAGCGAGACUGCUGUAUUUCCUUUUGACUCUCUUUAAAUUCGUCACGUUUGCAUCUCCUUCACUAGUCGUGUUAAGUGUCUGCAUUUUCAUCUCAUCUGCCGUGUCAGCAGGGAUUAUAUACGACACGAACAGUGAAGGAACGCUGACUCGAGAAGUCGAAAUUAAACAGGGCAAACUUGUCGGAUUGCGCCUUCAGUCCACAUCAAACCCUGAUCUGAGGCCGGUGGAAGUGUUUCUGGGGAUACCUUACGCGGCGGCUCCUACAGGAUCGCAGAGGUUCAUGCCUCCGGGUUCUCCACCCCAGUGGAUGGGCGUCAAGUUCGCUCACAAUUUCGGUCCUGUCUGCCCCCAAAACUUGCCAGAUUUAAAUCAAAAGAAGAAGAACGUCAUGACAGCGAACCGUGUCAGCUACCUCAAUAGGCUCUUCCCGUACCUGCAACACAACCAGAGUGAAGACUGUCUGUACCUCAACAUAUACGCACCGGCUCACAGGAGAGUUCCGAGCAGACUGAGUCCAAAACACCCAGUCAUCGUGUUCAUCCAUGGUGAAUCGUUCGAAUGGAAUUCUGGGAAUCCUUACGACGGGUCCGUGUUAUCGAGCUACGGUGAAGUUGUUGUCGUCACAUUAAAUUUUCGUCUUGGAAUUCUGGGAUUCUUGCGCCCUGGUGUGGGCGAUCACACGGUGAGCAACUUCGGGCUUCUAGACCAGAUUGCAGCACUGCAGUGGAUUAAAGAAAACAUACAAGAGUUCGGCGGCGACCCAGGAAGCGUGACCUUGAUGGGACAUGGGACUGGAGCCGCAUGUGUGAACUACCUUAUGGUAUCACCCGUCUCUCAAGGCACUGACGGAUCGUGGCUGUUCCAUCGGGCUAUUCUGAUGAGCGGGACAGCCCUGGCGGACUGGGCUCUGACAACGAGUUCAGUUGUCACCAUCCAAGUGUCUCAAGCCCUAAACUGCCCUUUGACGGAGACCAACAACGAGAUGGCCUCCUGCCUUCGCAAGAGGAGGCUGGAUGAGAUUAUGGGCGUCGAAGUGCGAGUUCCGGAGUACAAAACCCGAUUCGGACCGAUGGUAGAUGGCAGCGUUGUGCCUAACGAUCCAUUUCAUCUCACAGGAGUGUACAAGGAUUUGUUCAGCAGGUAUGAGCUACUGUACGGAGUGACAGAACUGGAGAGUUAUGAUCUGCUGGAUUCCGUGUCGCUGCAGUACGGAAUGCUGGAACAGGAACGCGAUAAGGAGAUCCGUUCGUACGUUCGAGAACGUUUUGAAUACGAGCCUGGACUUAGUCUGGCCGAGACGCUAAAGGCAUACAAUGUAAUCAGGCGUCAGUUAAAUGAAUCCACGCGCUCCGUCGCAGAGACGAACCGGGACAUCCUGCUGGACAUUCUGAGUGACGCUCGUGCUGCCGCCCCUAUGGUCCAGACAGCCAACUUCCAUUCAAGUGCCAAUCCAAAGUCCUACUUCUACGUUUUCGCUCACAAAAGUAUAUAUGGCGACUACUCAUGGGCUAAGAUUGGCAGGAGUAUCCAUGGUGAGGAACUUCCAUACGUAUUUGGAGUUCCUCUGGAUAAUGUGAACUUCCCUUCACAUCGCCGCUUCAGCGUGGAUGAGAGGCGCUUUUCCGAAGCCGUAAUGACAUUCUGGACAAACUUCGCUAAGACGGGGAAUCCAAACGCACCGCACCGCCAGGCCCAUUUCGCCGUCGACUGGCCAGAAUACGACUCCUUCAACCAGACCUACCUCCAUCUAGCAAUUCCAUCUCAAAUUGGCCAUCACUAUCGAAAGAAAGCAAUGGACUUUUGGAACAAACGGUUACCUGAUAUCCUCAAAGACCUGCCACCAAAUGAAUCUGCCAACCCUGCUGAAAGGCCCCAAAUUUUACCACCGGAGGAAACACAUCCGCAGGGACCUCAUUAUUAUAAUCCAAAGCGAACACAAGGAAAUACUUGGUACAGGUUUCCUCCUCAUCACGCCACGCAGACCCCGACUGUGUACGGGACAAUCGUCAACAGAGGGAGCGAAAAAUCUAAAGCUGCAUCUACAGUACUUCUUGGUGUUGAUAGGGAGUUUGGUUCCAGAUUACCCGAAGAGAAAGCUGCGGGAGCAGCAGAACCACCACCGGAAGUAGACACUGGAAGUUCUUCUUCAUUAGCUAUGAGUAUAGUGAUAGUGAUCGGCGUCUGCUUGCUUCUAGUAAACCUGUGUGCAUUCGCAGGCCUCUAUUACAAACGUGACAGACUUCGAGCUCAAGAGAGAUUGAUGAAGAAGCGUUAUGAAGACGUAGAGCCAACAAACAACCGAGAACUUUACAUGAAUCAAACAAAAGAUGAGGAAAAUGACGAGGAAAAUAUUACAGCGUUGCAGAUUACAGGAAGGGAAGAUAUUAAAAAGAAUAAGAAAAAUCAAUCGAGUGGGGAAGAGACGUAUGAAGCAGUGAGAAGCAGAGUUAAGACGGUAGACGGUCGAGAAGGUGGAGUGGAGGAGGAAGAUGUUGGAGAAAACAGCUCCAAAAGAUGGCGACUUUCGAGACAAUGCAGCGCAAGUACGAUGGACCCUCAUACGAAAGUAAGGGAGUGGAUUGCACACGAAAUAGUACAGAGGUGUUCUCCGAGGUUUUUACGACGAGCAAAAUUUCAACUCCAAACACAAGCAAAUCGCCCAGUAUUACAAAAAGAUAGUAGUUUUGAUACAUCUAUAGAUCAACUAUCAUCUGCAGUGAUGACGACAGCAGAAAAUUGUGAACCAAACCCAAGCUCUCCAGCCCUAUCAAAACCAACUACGACAACAACAUUGCAAAGGGCAAGGGUGAAGAAAGUGUCUGUUGCUGUAGAUGCAACUCCAGCCGCAAGGAGUGCAAGUGUUUUGAAACAAAUACCAAUCGAGCAGCUGAGCAAAUCCUUGGAGGAGCUUGGUGGAGAGAAGAAUAUAUCGACAACUGCGGAAGGAAAUAAAGCCGAGCUUAAGAGAUCACAGACAUGUAGAGAGAGUUUAGCUAGAUCAUCCUCAUCACCAGUUCCUUCACUCUCGCCACAAAGAGACACGGUUCUCAGGCGAAGCACGACGAGUGUCAACUUUCAAGUGUGCCAGCCAAUUCUGAAGAAACAAAAUAAAAGCCUUAACAUUGUCCAUCAACAUUCAAAGUCAGAUCCUGUGCCACGUACGACUCAUAUCGUGCCUCAGGACACACCUCAACAGAGUUAUUCUCAAAGUGUGAUUCCUCAAGUUUAUAACAUAUCAAUAGACUCCAAAGGAGGUCCUUCUUCACCAACAUACACAGAAGUAUUGCCUACUAAACAAAUGAAGAGUUUUCCUACCUCUGGCACUCAUGUAAAAUUUAAGCAGAACGCGCCGAAAAGAGAUAUUGGGAUCACGGCAUCAGCUGCUUCAAAUCGCAUGAAAGAUAUCAAUGUGACAUCUCGAGACAGCGCUCUUACUUGCGAGGAAAUGCUGCCUGUUACGGACCCGCUCAAAAACAUCCAGAAAAGAAAUUUCCCUAAAGUAUUGCCAGACUUGCCUCCUGGACAAGAUGUACUGAUAGCACACGAGAUUCAACUGCACGGCGGAAAUCGAGAAUUGACACCUGUUCAGGCAGUCGCCGCAAAACGGCGUUCUCUGCCGCCUCCAACACACCUAUUAGUCGGAAUCCUAGCACCGAAUAAGGACGCUGGGUCAGCUUCGCAACCAAGCACACCAACAGGAGCGCAUCAGAAAGACAAUCAGACACAAACUCAAGCUGGUAAGAUACCUCCACCUCCUCCACCAAGGGUAUCGUCCACACUGGGCCGGAAACCAAACAACACCGCGCCAGUAGAACCAUUUGAGACCACACACGGAUCUGCGAAAUUAAAAAAUACAGUAUUACCAUCUUCUUCCAACUACCAUCAAAGACCUGAACCAAAAGUUAUUAUUAAGCCUACGAGUACGUCCCCUAUAACUCGAAAUCUUCCAUCAACACAACAGGGUAGGGCUAAACAGCAGAUUCCAAGGGUUACUCCUAAUACGGGAGAUUAUCCACUGACAACGACGACUCUGCAUCAGACUGGUGUCAGUCCUGCCCAGUCGCUAAGCAGAGAGUCCUCUCUGAGAAGUCAACACGCAGCACAACUACAAGAUGAACUAUCAUUACCAACACAGAACCAGCAGGUGCACAGAGCAGCCGUACCAACAUCAAGGUCAGAUGCUUCAACAGCGACUCCACCACAAAAGACACCGGGAAAGAAGUCAACAGACACUACGUCCGACCUUCCCCCGACUGAAGACGCGAGUUCUAACACUGGUACAGUUAGACGUGUCAAGAAAACGAACCAAACAAAUGCAGGCAAUCCUCAGUUACCAACUCCUUCCAUGAGUAAAGGUUCGAGUGUACCUAAAGCAUGGUACGCCCAGUACAAUCAGUCUUUCCUCUCAAAGACCAAGGACAGUGAAAAUUAACAUCCUUUUGUCAGAUGUUGCUAAUAUUUUCACGACCAUUAAUAAUACAUUUAUCUUGAAACUGAACGGGGUCAAAAUUGCAAUAGGUAUUUCAAGGCAGCAAUGCUAUAUAGGAAUAGUUUACGGACACGCAGUUAUUGUUCUAAGUAACUGACAAAAAAGAGUCAAUACAGACACUUAGGGAAGAACAGUGUAAGACAUUUCCUUCCCAGGAAAACAUCAACAGAAUAUAAUGAAGUAUUCAAGGUAGGAGAAACUGAAAAUGGUGAACAAAUAUUUUUUUAAAUAAUUUUCUUGUAUGAGUCUCUGACAUAUAAUCAGUACUGCCAUUAUCAUGUUAUGUCCAUAUGCUAUGUAGUUCUGUUGUAGAGACGCCAGUUUAAACUGCACUGUUUGUGAAUAUCCUUAAGUUUUCUAUUUUUCUUAAUUAUAAUACAAAAUAUUACGAAUUUAAACUCUAUAAGUACUUUCUUCUGCCCAAUACGAGUACAGCUGCAACAAAUAUUAAUGAAUGCUUAACUGUAUUGUAAGACAUACAGUAAGAGAUUAUGAAUAUUUCCUUGCAUAUUAAAGUUGUCCCUAUGCUUAAUUAAUUAAGCACCACAACUUGAAGGCGUAUGGGGGAGUGGAUAUAUUCGUCCAAGCACUGGUAACCUCUGCUUUUGGUGGAGGGGAGUGGUCAGCUUCAAGCAACUGCCACUUUAUCCCUGUAGAAACAUGCCCUAGUAUCCACUGGACAGAAAGUUGUUUGGGAACCAGGACAAGUCUGGACAAUUUGUAUUACACUUUACAUUACUUAAUAUGGGAGUUUCGUCGUUCUAGAGAUGCAGAGUAAAAUUAAACUUUGGACAUAUUAACAGUUUAUAUACUCGUAUGCAAAUCAAAAUUAUUUUAGGGCACUGUCAAAUAUGCAGUGAUUAUAAAUAGAAUAUAAAUAAUAUAAAUAGAAUCUAAUUUUUUCUAAAUCUUUAUAUUUCUGUCUUUAAACAAGAAAAGCCUAUUUAAAUGUUAUUUUCAAAGUAAAUACACAGUCUCAGGUAGCCCCUUACAUUGUUGUUGUAUUUAAUUUAUGGCGAUUAAUCAGUGAUAUAAAAUUGUGAAUUUCGAGUUAUACAUCCAGUGAGGCCCGUAUAUCUUAAAGAUAUCCCGAAACCACUGAUGAGCUUGCAGUUUGUUUCGUUGUCUUUGUGAUCUUUGAGCGUUCUCUACAGAGUACAUGAUCUGAAGGCAUGCCAAAGAGAUCGUGUCUGUCAGUCCAUGUUAGAAUUGCAAGAUUACUGAAUGAAUUUCCAAGUUAUUAGGGGUACACACUACAGUAUUUACAGUAUUUUAAGUUUAUAGUUCUGUGUCUUAUGUGUCAAAUAAUAUUAAUUUUCAACAAGCUAAAAUCAAACUUGAUUUUUGUAAUACUAUGCACAUACGUAAGAAAGAAAAGCGGUCCAUGCAUCCGCCUGUGGCUGUGAGGCUCGGAGGCUCCCACAUUUCCUUGGCAGUCAUCUCGCAUAUGGUGGCGAUGUUGUCAGCCUAACGAGCCGGGGGCCCUUUACUCUCAGGAAGAUUCCUGGUGCUCAUUUCUGUGAAAGACUGAAUCCGCCACAGGGUCAUAGUAAGACUCGAAGGAUCAGGUAAAUUAAAAAGUCAAAUGAGCUAAACGGGAAUUGAACUCGCGACCUUCCGGGUUGUAGCACAGUGCCUCAGCCAACCACAAAAUUCAAAAUUUCGGGUUAAGUUUUUAACAUUUUUCAUUUCGUCAGUGUCUAACAAGAUAAAAAAACAUGAACUAGUUUUGGCCGAUAAUCCUUCAUGAAAUUCCUGUCGCUGUCAGUGUCCGAUUCGGUCUGAUAAUUUACGUAAAUCUUCAGAUUUAAAAUAUAUUCAAAUUUACAAUCCUAUAAUAAUAAUAAUAAUCUGAUAUAUCUUGCUAGAAAUUUCAAUACUUAAUUUUUUUUAUUUUUAUUUGUGAUUUCAAUUUGAGUGACAAUUGAACCCCAAAUGGUGGUAUGAAUUUUAAUGUUACGA
This is a messenger RNA of Cryptotermes secundus, 7336 nucleotides long. RefSeq lists its product as uncharacterized. The transcript is spliced from 9 exons. The coding region runs from base 866 to 5317 and encodes 1483 amino acids. Gene Ontology annotation, biological process: presynaptic membrane assembly; neuron cell-cell adhesion; modulation of chemical synaptic transmission. Gene Ontology annotation, molecular function: neurexin family protein binding; signaling receptor activity. The record is from RefSeq and is a predicted model, not a curated record. NCBI's taxonomy places the organism in Eukaryota, Metazoa, Arthropoda, Insecta, Blattodea, Kalotermitidae. Gene Ontology annotation, cellular component: synapse; cell surface; postsynaptic membrane.